AUGUCUGAGUCACCGAAGUCCGAGAAAUACAUGUUUCUCACUAGAUACAGCACACCUGUCCCCGAACUCGAUGACCACCGAUUUCAACUGGAUUCGCCUCGAAUGGACGCCGCACCCGAUGUGCCGCUUAGCCGGCAAAAUACCGCGCCGCAGGGUUUGCACCCAGAGACUCCCCAACGCCCAGACCUGCUCCUUAUACAGGACGCCCUGCGAGAGGCCGGGUCCUUUUCGCGCGACUUUGAGCAAGCAAUUGUCGACGACGAUCGAUCGAUUCAAGAUCUCACGGCACUGGGACGUCGUUUCUCUGUUGAUCCCACCGGCAAUGUCCGCCAUGGUCGCACUUACAGCCGCACACAUCAGGAUUAUGCCAACUUGUCGCGCGAAUCAUCCGUAUCAGCUAGAUCAACCUCCCCGCCUAAUUCAGUGGAGGCGUUCGCAGAUCCACGUCGCCGGGAACGGGCGAAUACCCUGGAAAGCCACGGAGCUCCUGAUAUUGAGGCCAUUCUUCAACGUACUGUUUCUGGCGGUACGCACCAUCGCCGUCCCACGUUCAGCAAUGCCAGUGUAAUACGUCCGCAGGCUGGGGACACACAACUGGAGCCCACCGAUGAUGGCUGCGUGCCAACGUUCGAGCAGCCCGGCAGAAUCCCAGUCAUCGAUUACGAAGAGCUGGAAGAGUUUGUUGCACUCAGCCAGCAAGCGAAGCCCACAACAAGCAGACGUAAGCAUAGUCUGAGCUCACAGAGCAAGAAGCCGCGCAUUUUCUACGACCUUCGUGCGGGCGUCCAUAAUUCCGACAGUGAUGGCACGAAACGAUCAUCAAGCACAGAGAAUUCAUCUGAUGAUAUACUGGAUUCAAUUUCCGCGAAGAAUGAAAAGCUAUUCGCGGAAGUUUCGAAUGAGAAGGAGUUACUUGAGAACAUGAAAAAUGAGAAUGAGCCCACCCGGUUUGGCUUUUUCUCUUCCGAAUCUCAAAGUACUGUGCAUGCUGCAGAGUUGGGUGACCUGGUCUUGCCUGGGGAUACUUUUCGUGAUCUCUUCCAGCUUGGCCCGGAAGGUGGCGUCUGGUGGCUUGACGUGUUGAACCCCACAGAAGACGAAGUGGGUGCUUUGUCCAGAGCUUUCUCCAUCCACCCUUUGACAACGGAGGACAUCCUAACCCAGGAAGCUCGUGAAAAGGUCGAGCUUUUCAAGCAGUACUAUUUCGUCUGCUUCAGGACAUUUUAUCAGAUGGAUAAAACCAGCGAGCAAUUCAUGGAGCCCGUGAAUUUUUAUAUGGUUGUCUUUCGCGAUGGUGUGCUUUCGUUCUCAUUCACUGAGAAUCCACAUGCAGCUAAUGUUCGGAAGCGAAUUGGAAAGCUUCGCGAUUAUGUCUCGCUCAGCAGCGACUGGAUCUGUUAUGCCAUGAUCGACGAUAUUGUGGAUAGCUUUGGGCCCGUGAUCCGCGAAAUAGAGGUCGAGUCGGAAGCUAUUGAGGACCUUGUUUUCAUUGCCCGUAUGGAUGAUUUCGAGUCCUUUCUACCACGCAUUGGUGGCCUUCGCAAAAAGGUCAUGAGUUUAAUGCGACUAUUGGGUGGCAAGGCCGAUGUUAUUCGGGGCUUUUCGAAACGCUGCAAUGAGCAGUACUCAGUGACGCCUCGCGGUGACAUUGGCCUAUAUUUAGGCGACAUCCAGGAUCACGUCGUAACCAUGAUGUCUAAUCUGGCACAUUUCGAAAAAAUGCUUAGCCGCUCGCACACCAACUAUCUUGCGCAGCUGAAUGUGACCAACCUCAUGUUGGGUAAUCAUGUCAACAAAGUCCUAAGCAAGGUGACACUCAUUGCCACCAUGCUUGUGCCCAUGAACCUCAUCUGCGGUCUCUUUGGUAUGAAUGUGGAGGUCCCUGGACAACACACCGAGAGCCUUGCGUGGUUCUUCGGGAUCAUCGGCGUCAUUGGUGCUAUUAUCAUCAUUAGUGGAGUGGCCGCACGUCGCUACAAGCUUUUAUUGAACCUGUUGUUCCAUCUACUACUCGGUAACUCUCUCACGACUCGGCUGGCCUCAGCCGUGAGAGGCAGCACAUCUCUUUUGUUUGCGAUUGCCGAUGCGGUUAUUUUCCUGAUCGCUUUCGCUAUGGCUCUUUGCGCUGGUCUCGUCUCUGCUGACGAUGCUGAAGAAGAAUUCUCGUCGCAGCUGGCCGUCACCAGCCAUGGGACCAUAUACCUCGGCGAUGUCGACACACGGUUUGGGUUCCCACUGGAAUCGUUUAAUGGGCUGGAGUUUGAAGAGAUUCGGGGACGAGAACUAGACUUGAUCCGUCGAGCCCCAACGGGGGUGUCAUCCCUAGGAAACAACCAGUACCAGGAAGGCACGCUGAGAUUGGGUGAGACUCAGCAUUGGUAUUUCCCUACAGAUUCGACCGCUGGCGAUAGCAGCAGCACCAACGACACUACUUCGAAACGGAGCGAAGAUAUCGCAAAACGAUCGACGACCAUAUAUCUGUCCCUGACAGCCUGCUCGAAACCGAGUCUCAACAAGUCGGAAGAUGCGACCGGUUCCUCGUCCACUGUGCCACAGCUGCAGGUCUUCGUCUCGCUGUCCGAAUCACUUGAGAAGCCCGGCCCCGACAAAGACAGUGCAGAACAACAGGUGUUUGUCGCGGAGGAGGGCUAUAUGGGCACGACUCUGGCAGCGGACGGGAAUGUGUAUAUCGGGGUCACCGCUCCCAACAACACGCAGUAUUCGGGGUCGUACACGUACCAAAUUGCAGUAUCCACCGAUGCCUUUUUUCACGAUGUAAAUACCGAGGAUCAGCUUCUAUACCUGGUAGACUCGGACACAAAAGCCGCACUCUUCACGACGCAAAACCUCACAGACACAGAUAUUGACGCCCAGGACAUCAGCAUAUGGAUGAACAAGACACCCCCGUACACAAUGUUUGCCAAUAACUUGAACAGCACUGCGGUAUCGGGUCUGGAGCGAUCCUUUUGUGCCCUCGAUCGGCUUGCGCAGAUCGGUAUGGAGGACGUGGAGCCCAGUAUGACUACACGUGGUGACAAGUUCCGGCCCAAGGAGCAACUCUAUGCCACUGGCCUGAAUAAAAGCUCUACCUAUUUAGGGAUCCUCGCCCGAUAUGGCAAUUCUACCAGUGCAGGUAAUGGAAUAAUAGGUGGCGGUGGGAAGGUUUGGAAGCCGAUGAAUUUUUCUACGAAGACAGAGGACAAUUGCGCGCUGGUGUACGACCUUUCAUUCUGUUCAGAAGUCGCCUAUGCCGUGCCAUCGAACUCGUCCGCUCAAACCCCGACCUUACGCACAUUCUAUGACGACAAUGCCGCAUCUCUCUACCAAAAUUUCAAUUACUCCCUACAACAGGUUCAGUGCAAUGCUUCCAGCGAAACCAUUUUUUCCCUCGCUGUCUCCUGCGACAGCUGCGCCGAGGCCUACAAGCAGUGGCUUUGCGCUGUAACAAUCCCCCGGUGCCAAGACUUUUCGAGCACCGACUCCUUUCUUCAAAUCCGCAAUGCGGGCCAGGCAUUUUUAAACGGCACCUCCAUCACCAACAGUAGUUUAUUGACUAACCCUGCCACAAAUCGAUCACGGAAUCCGUUGAUCGACACUGACAUCCAGCCGGGUCCCUAUAAAGAGAUCCUCCCCUGCCAGGACGUCUGCCACAGUCUCGUCCGAAACUGCCCGUCCGCUUUAGGUUUCAGUUGUCCCGUGGGGCAGUGGUUAAAUUCUUCCUAUGGGGUCCGGGACUCAAAUGGCGAUAUCACCUGCAGCUACUUGGGAGCUGCGUACUAUCUGAGUAUGGCGGCGGCCCUGACCGCACUAUGGACCGCGCUGUGGGCAAUUGGAUAG
Aspergillus aculeatus ATCC 16872 is the source of this 3837-nucleotide messenger RNA. Its product is annotated as magnesium transporter CorA family protein. Gene Ontology annotation, cellular component: plasma membrane. Gene Ontology annotation, biological process: calcium ion import across plasma membrane; magnesium ion transmembrane transport; intracellular magnesium ion homeostasis. Bases 1 to 3837 code for a protein of 1278 amino acids. NCBI's taxonomy places the organism in Eukaryota, Fungi, Ascomycota, Eurotiomycetes, Eurotiales, Aspergillaceae. The transcript is spliced from 7 exons. The record is from RefSeq and is a predicted model, not a curated record. Gene Ontology annotation, molecular function: calcium channel activity; magnesium ion transmembrane transporter activity.